UGAUGCCCGGGAGCCAUACAUGCUUAAGUUUUGAUGAUUUUGCUAUCCAUAGUCACUCUGAAAGGGUUUAUUUUGUGGCAAAUACUGAUAAACAGUUUAAGCAUACCAAAUGGACUAAACGGACGAAUAUUGGUCCAGCUUAUUUGACUUAUAUGGAUGUAUGACUUCGAAAAAGAAUGGAAGAUGAAACUAAGGAACAAAUCUGUCCAUCCGAUGCCAUUCAAAAUGCUUUGGAGGAAGCGCACCGAAAACAAUUGUUAUUAGAAUCAUUGGAAGAAGGCUCAGGAUUUACGAAUUCAAAUGAUAAAGAGAAAAAGAUGUACAACUGUACUAUCUGUAAAAAGAAGUUCGUGAAGAAAAGUUACCUAAAUAGCCAUAUUAUUACACACACUGGUGAGACACCGUUUCGAUGUGAGUUCUGUAACAAAGGGUUCAAUGUGCGAAGCAACCGAAAUGUUCAUCGCAGAAUACAUACUGGUCAAAGACCGCAUGACUGCGAGUUAUGUGAGAAGUCAUUCAGACAGGCCGGCCAGCUUGAGUACCACAUGCGUUUCCACCGAGGGGAAAAACCGUUCCUGUGUCCCUGGUGUGCCAGGUCAUUCAGGAACAGCUCGGGCCUGACAACACACCAAAGAACACAUACUGGAGAGAAGCCUUUUUCCUGUGAUGUCUGCCAGAGAUCAUUUUCAACAUCAACAAGUCUUAAAACUCAUAGGGUAACACAUUCAGGAAAAAUGCUGUUUGAAUGCCCGGUUUGUGGCAGGGAAUUCAACCGCAAGAAUAAUCUUAAUGUGCACAUUAAGAGACAUGAUAAAAAUAGAAAAUAUUCCUGUCCGGAAUGUAGCAAUGGUUUUGUAAUGAGAGCUCAUGUCCUGAAGCAUUUAAAGAAGGCCCAUGCCAUUGGUUUGAAUGAAGUCAAGCAAAAGUACAAUUUUUUGUUGGAAAAAUCUGACUGUAAAGAAGAUGAAGUCAAGCGGAUUGAAUCAAAAAAGUAUGAAAACAAUGCGACAAGAAAUUGUAUUAAAUUGAUUAAAGACGAAAAUGGCGAUACAAAAUAUCUGACAUGUGAUAUAGAAAUGAAAGUUGAAAAUACUAAAAAUGAAAGAAAUGGAAGAAAUGAAGAAGAAAGUAGUGGUACUAUUAAGGGUGACUUUCCGGAGGAAGAUGAACAAAACAUUGCUGAUAUUAAGUAUAACGAGACUCAUGAUAUUGUAAACACACAAGGUAGUAUCAGCGAUAUUGAAAAUGAAUUGACUGACAUUAGUACUGCUGAAAACGGGAAAACAAAUAGAUCAAAUGACAAGAAAGCCAUGAAUAGCAUCUACAGACAGGCUGUUGUAGUUAAUGACAGUAGUUGUUCGAGGAAUAACACACAUGAAAUGGAGGGCGUGUUUGAAAAUUCUAGCAUCAAAGACGUCAUGUCCGAGAAUUUUGCUUACAACAGCGGUUCUGAAAUGGAAGGGUUUUCAAGUUUAAAUCCUUAUUUAACCAUGAAUGAUACUAAGUUGGACAUUAACAUAUCUGUUAAAAGUGAACCAAUAUUUAUAGAAGUUGCAGAUGCAACAGCAGAAGACCAAGGUAUGGGUGCUGAUGACUUUACAAAAUACAUCAAAACUGAACAAAGAAAAUUGGACGACACUGUUGAUGGGAAACAUUUUCUCCAAAAAGGUUUAGACAAGACAGAUACAGUGCAAUCAUCUGAAAGUCAUAGUACGAUGUACUUGGAUGCAGUAAUUAAACAAGAGAAAACAGACGAAACAAAGUGAUAACUUAAACAUGUGUUGUUUUGAUGUUAACCAAAAGUAUUAUUGUGUCUUGUGUGGUUACAUAUUUUUGUGAUUAAUUUACAUAAGGUAUAUAUAAUCUUAUACAAAAUUUACUUAGUUCAUUUUGCUAGAAUGUGAAUCUAAAAAAUGCAGUAAUUAGAAGGUCAGAUCAUUGCAUUCACUGGUUAGACGGGCUAUUUUAGACCCCAUAGUCGGAGGCAGACAGGCGAAUCAAGAAGAAAUAUUUUUUUAUAAAGACUGAGCAAAAAGAAUAAUUUAUAAUUACUCUAUAUAUGAUGUUCCACAAUAGCUUGCCCUAGAAACAUUUGAAUAAUCAGUGCGUAGCAUCAACUUAAUUUAGGUAUCUUACCUCGUAUUUUUGAAGUGAAACGAAUAAUUACAUCUGUGUAUAUAGUUUCAUGUCCACAUUACACCAAGUGAAUCCUUCACCAUAGUCAGCCUUUUUCCUAGUAAAAUUAUAAACAGGUUAUAGAACGUGGUAUUUUUGACAGGUUUGACAUUAUAUUGGUCUUUAAUAAAUAACCCUUAAUGAAUAACUAGUGAAUUUAGUAUUAUUAAGUUUUCACGUCGCUGUAGAUGAAAGAUAUUAUUAUUCAUCAUAAAAACACCACGGAAUGCGUUGUAAUGCUUAUUUGUUAUGUGUGCCACCAGCAGACAUAAAUUCUACUAGUUAAAACCGUUUGAUAAAAAAAAGAUACAUGUACAUGUGUAAGUCAAUUGCAGCCGAAUAUCGCUGCUUUUGCCAGUCAUGACUUAAUUGUAUAUGGCAUAUAGCAUUACAUCGCAAACAAUGAGUUAAUACCUAAAGGUAAACAACUUAACAUGGACCACAGAAUUGCUUCGACUUGGAAUUCCACACCAUAAACCCCUAGCAUUACUUACUUUGUGUAUUUUUUUAAAGAUUUUGAUCCUCAACAUAAACUUAUUCGUAAUACAGACUGGUCAAUACCCAAUGACUACUACAUUGCCUGAAAGUUCACAUCACAAUAAAACAGUCGGAGACUGCGGUAAACAACACACGCUGUACUAGAGACAUUUGUUGCUUACUUCGUUCUCAAUAUUUUACUCUUCAGGUCAAUGCCUGUGAAUUACUUGGAAUUGCACCCUAACAACAAAGAGGAAGAUAAAUAACACGUUAUUUACUUAUUUUAUUGUAAACAUGCCCAUGAUGUACAAACAUAGUCCAUGUUUACAUAAAGUUAUAUUGUUGCGGACAUUGACUCAGUAGCCAAACAUCUAAUACUUGU
This is a messenger RNA of Mya arenaria, 3034 nucleotides long. Its product is annotated as zinc finger protein 37 homolog. The transcript has 5 exons. Gene Ontology annotation, molecular function: RNA polymerase II cis-regulatory region sequence-specific DNA binding; DNA-binding transcription factor activity, RNA polymerase II-specific. Lineage: Eukaryota; Metazoa; Mollusca; Bivalvia; Myida; Myidae. The record is from RefSeq and is a predicted model, not a curated record. Gene Ontology annotation, biological process: regulation of transcription by RNA polymerase II. The coding region runs from base 177 to 1766 and encodes 529 amino acids.